Messenger RNA from Exaiptasia diaphana, 616 nucleotides. RefSeq lists its product as uncharacterized. The transcript has 5 exons. Bases 80 to 616 code for a protein of 178 amino acids. Lineage: Eukaryota; Metazoa; Cnidaria; Anthozoa; Actiniaria; Aiptasiidae. The record is from RefSeq and is a predicted model, not a curated record.
GACAAAAUCAUAAAGAUCACCAUUGCUUCAAGCAGAAUUAUAAGAGCUGGAAGAAAAAUCGAAUCUACUGGUCUAAAAGAUGAAAUUUUCAGUGACUGCAUAUGCAUUUCUUGUCGUUUGGUAUAUCUGUACCACCAAGGCUCAUCCUAUUGAACAGGUAGAGGUUUCUCAGUCAGGUGAGUUCAAAGUCCAUAUUUUGGAGAGAGGCACCAAGUUUCAAGAGAAAAUCUACAUUGACGWGCAAAAUGACAUCGAGUAUUUCAAAGUACCACCACACAAUGGCAAUAUUGAGUCGGAUCAUCUGUACGACUUCAGAAUGAACAUCACAGUUAGCCGUGUGAAGAAAGAUGGUGUUUGUCAUGUCUCCCCACUGCCAGAUGACCUUCCAAGACCAGACUUACUAUCUCAAGGACUAAAAUCGUUUUCUAGCACGGGUCAAAAUGCGACGAUCAAAACGGUGUAUAUGCGUUGGACACGUGGUCCAGAGGUCGACAAAAMCRUUUUAAGAAAGGAAGUACGUGACUUUUGUGGUCAGUUCCCAGUCUACCAAUUGGUACCUUUUAAUCCUGACUUGGUGUCAGCAUUUAAUAGCGGUGAGUCUCUUCAAGUACGUUAG